Molecule: messenger RNA, 405 nt
Organism: Mesorhabditis spiculigera
Lineage: Eukaryota; Metazoa; Nematoda; Chromadorea; Rhabditida; Rhabditidae
Source: the annotation of a GenBank genome assembly
AUGGGUCGACUACUUUCUAUAGCCUCAUUUCUACUAUUACUACGGACCGCGAUUUGCAUACCUCCGCCACCAAAUGUCGAGCAACAGUACGAGUUCGCGAUCCCCGACCUGAACGUGUCGUGCAUCUGCGAGUGUGAGAGCAGCGACAAGUGCAACGCCGACCUCUACGAGUACAAGGAGUGCCCGAGUUUCAAGAAUAGCCCGACCGUCUCCUGCUACCGUACCUUCUUCACCUCACAGUCGUCCAGCGGCUGCUCCUCCGGCGACACCCCAAAUUUAUGCUGUGAGGUCGAGCUGCGCCCGUGGCAAGACCGCAGCUUCACCGCCAUCAAGAUCAAGCAGCCGCAGACGUUCGGCACGUUCGUCUACACCGCCUACGAUUUUCAGGGUGUAAUGUACAACGUC